GAAACAUUUUUGUAAGUGGGGGGGAGUCGGAGAGAUGAGUCAAGGACAAGUCAACUACCAAUAAAGUCUUCGUCUUCUUCUUCUUCUUCAUUGUCAUGAGCUACACGACGUCUACUGUUGUUCGUCAUUCCUCUCACCUCUAUCCUUCUGAUCUCUGACCUUGUGUGUUUUAUCUGCUACUCUGUUUCAACGAUUUUGAUCUCACAACCAGAGAACAUGAACAGAGGCAGCUUGAUCCCUAAUCCCAUCUCUCUCCCUCCUCCUGAACAGUCCAUCUCCAAAUUCUUAACACAGAGUGGAACAUUCAAGGAUGGAGACCUUAGAGUGAAUAAAGAUGGAAUCCAGAUCGUGUCUCAAUCUGAACCAGGAGCUCCACCUCCUAUUGAGCCAUUGGACAACCAAUUGAGUUUGGGAGAUCUAGAAGUGAUCAAAGUCAUUGGCAAAGGAAACAGUGGUAAUGUCCAGUUAGUGAAACACAAACUCACUCAGCAGUUUUUCGCUCUCAAGGUCAUUCAAGUGAACACAGAAGAAUCGACAUGUAAAGCGAUUUCUCAGGAGCUUAGGAUAAACUUGAGCUCGCAAUGUCCAUUUCUAGUCUCAUGUUAUCAGUCUUUCUACCAUAACGGUCUCGUUUCAAUCAUAUUGGAGUUCAUGGAUGGUGGAUCCCUUGCUGACUUGUUAAAGAAAGUCGAAAAAGUUCCUGAAAACAUGCUCGCUGCCAUCUGCAAGCGAGUGCUACAAGGUCUUUGCUAUAUUCACCAUGACAGGCGAAUCAUUCAUCGGGACUUAAAACCUUCGAACUUGCUAAUCAAUCAUAGAGGUGAAGUCAAGAUCACAGACUUUGGUGUCAGCAAGAUCUUGACGAGCACGAGCAGUCUAGCUAAUUCUUUUGUGGGCACAUACCAUUAUAUGUCUCCAGAGAGAAUCAAGGGAAGUGUGUACAGUAGCAAGAGCGAUAUAUGGAGCUUAGGACUGGUUUUACUCGAAUGUGCAACGGGUAAAUUCCCGUAUACUCCUCCAGAACACAAAAAGAAAUGGAAUAGCGUGUACGAGGUCGUGGACGCUAUUGUUGAAACUGCACCUCCUAGUGCACCUUCCCAUCUGUUUUCUCCAGAGUUUUGCUCCUUCAUCUCGCAAUGUAUACAAAAAGAUCCAAGAGACAGAAAAUCUGCAAAGGAGCUUCUGGAACACAAGUUCGUGAAUAUGUUUGAAGAUGCAAAUCUAUCCGCUUACUUUACCAACGCAGGAUCUUUGAUUCCCCCACUUGCUAACUAGAACCGAGUUUGAGCAAUCGUUUUUACCACCAAGUUCUAGUUCAUAUCCCACUAGAAAGACAAAAUCUACGACAUGUUUUGACUUUAUAAAAGACUAAUCUACAAACUUCGAUUUACUUGUGUACUACUUUCAAAUCACUCUUACAUACACAUCUACAAUUUGUGUUUUAGACAGUAAUAUAUCUUUCAGUUUUCGUAAAA
Molecule: messenger RNA, 1475 nt
Organism: Camelina sativa (false flax)
Lineage: Eukaryota; Viridiplantae; Streptophyta; Magnoliopsida; Brassicales; Brassicaceae
Product: mitogen-activated protein kinase kinase 1
Biological process (GO): protein phosphorylation; MAPK cascade
Molecular function (GO): ATP binding; MAP kinase kinase activity
Source: RefSeq, a predicted model, not a curated record